GGAGGGAAGGAGGAAAAGACUGGUUGAUUGCUUAGGAGUUGGAGAAAGUCUUGUGUUUGCCAGACCAGCACUCAGAGUGGAGCAGCAAAUAUGUGUGAGUUAUGUUCCUUGUCAGGACCAUUUGUCAACUGCAUGGGAAGCCUCUCUCGGGUUGCUUGGCAUUAAGUCCAUUUUGGAUGCCGGAUGUGAGCAGAUGGAAUUGUACUGAGGCACUGCCACUUGACGUACUGGGAUAGAGGCUGCAGAGAGCAGGCUAUUGUUGCAGAGGAUUCUGAAUUAUCCCCUUGGAGAAGCAAUGUCUCGCUUACUCCCAGCAGCAGCCUCUGGGAGUUGGAAGUUAAACGAUUUGAACUUGGAUUUUUGACAGGAUUCUGGAGAGUGAAAUGCCCUUGUCUGGGGCUGGAACUGAGGAUUUGCUUUAGGAAUGGCAGAGUUAACCUGUUGGCUGAUCGCACUCCUGGCUUUCAACCAAAUUCAUUGAAAACCAACCUGACCCCAGCAUGAUGAAAAUAUCUCAGGGCAUGAUUGGCACCCCUUGGUACCAGUCCUACCAUUCUAGUUCAUCAACAAGUGAUCUCUCUGGCUAUGAUCAUGUCUAUCUGAGGAGAAGCCCUGACCAGUACAGCUCAAGGGGUAGCAUGGAGAGCUUGGACCAUACCCCCUCUGGAUAUCACCCUGACCACCUCUCACCAGCCAAAUCGAUCAGUAGCACUGACCAGCUCUCCCACCUCCACUGCAAAAGGGACUCUGCCUACAGCUCCUUCUCUACCAGCUCCAGCAUCCCUGAGUAUGCAGCACCUUCCUUCUUCAAGGAGCGCUCCUGCUCUGUUGACAAUGUACAUUCCCAAGGUAGCCAGCAGGAGGGAAUGAGGCAGGCUGACAUCAGGUACAUCAAGACUGUCUAUGACACCCAGCUAGGGGUCUCUCAGGAGUAUGAGGUGAAGUCUUCUGCACUGCUUCCAAUCUGCAAAGCCCAGGCACAGACAGAAGGCCGUAGCUACAGCAAGCUGCAUGGCUAUGGCCGAAGCAGUGGGGUCCCCUUCUUGAGCCAGCAAAGCCAGAGCUUCUCUGACAGCGAGAGCCAUCACUUGAAGGACCCCCCCCUACCACCCACUCGUAGUGACAGCUAUGCAGCAAUAAGGCACCACGAGAGGCCUGGUUCCUGGUCUACCCUUGAUCAAAGUAAGCCUUGUCAUACUCAGCCGAAAGGGGCUUGGCCUCCAUCUGUCUCUCAGGGGCAAGGGCAGCCACUGAAGCCCAUGUUUGUGGAAGGACAUCUGCACACUGUGGUAGAAAAAAGCCCUGAGAGCAGCCCCACAGUGAAGCCCAAGCAGAGCUACACACUAGCUGUCCAGCCUGGGCAGCCUCUGCUUCCUACUGGCAUCUACCUGGUACCUUCACCUGAGCCACACUUUGCCGAGGUGCCUCUGCCAUCUGCAAGCAAUAACGGGAUGCUUUAUCCAGCUCUGGCCAAAGAGAGUGGAUAUGCUCCUCCUCUACCCAUCUUGCAUAAAAAAGUCAUGGUCCACAGCCAUGCCAGCUUUGAUGAGAAUGGGAACCAAAGCAUUGCAAAUAGAUCUGCUGCCUUCCGUCAGUCAGACCAUGUGCCUCCUGCUGCAGAGAAAAAGCAGGAAGCAACAAAAUUUGUUCAGAGCAAACCUCACAGUAUGGCCAUUCCUCAAGUCUACUCAUCCUCUCCAAGAAAGGAUGACCCAGGUUCCCCUUCUAUGAUAUCACAUGGCAUCCAAGAAAGCACAAGCCAUGUACAGUGCUCAAGCUAUAAUUUGCAAUUGCUACAGGCCCACCUGAGAGAUACCAGUGACAGAAAAGCCCUUUACCAACCCAAGGAGUACUGGGUGACUGAGUCCCAGGACAUAAAUGCCAACCUGCAGAAAAAUGAGAGGGAUGCUGCAACCCACAACCAGUGGAACUACAGCCAGACCAAGUAUCAUGGCUCCCUAUCCUCACAAAAUAUCCCAGAGAAUUCCUGGAGGCAAAACAGCUGGGAGCUAAAGGAGACCCAGCAAUGUGAGGGUUAUUCUGAUACCAAACUCUCCUGGAAAAACAGCAAAAAGGAGAAAAAGAAUCACAGAGGGCUAAUGACUGACCAAUGGAAUGACUCAGACAAACAGGCCAUUACAAGGCAAGAGAAUGAAAUUUCCAGUGCAGCCCCCUUCCACAAUGCUGAGCCAAAGUACAAGGAGCCGCCUUCUCCUCUGUACCCAAAGACCUGUGAUGUCAGCAGAAGCUGUAUGAGCAGCACCCAAAGCUUUCAGUAUGGGACACCAGAUACCAGCAAUGCCCAUUGCUCUGUUCUGGAGACGGUCAGCAAGUUUGAGCAACGUAGACAAAAGAGUCACAGGUCCCAAAGCUUAGGCCUGCCUAGAUUUGGCCAUAAUUAUGGGCCAAACAGGCACAUUCCAUCAUCCAGCACUAGGUACUCUCUUAACAGCAUUGAAGACAUACAUAAUAAGUUUAAUACGCAAGAGCAUGGGCAGCCAUCUAAUGAACAGAGCAAGAUUUCCUGCCAGCAGCACGCACGUAGGAGUGGAGACAGGACACCUGAAGAGGCAAAUUUGCAACCUGUGGAGCAAAUGGUGACAGAGGUGAAGCAGCUGAGGCAGAGUGAGUGCUACAGCCUGUAUCCCGAGGACAAGACUCAGAAAUGGGCAACUCGGCUAACCAGGAGCAAAAGCACAUUCCAGCUGCCAGAUGAACCUAAAAAAGAAAUCGUUUGGCAGGAAAACAUCCAAGACACCCAUGGUUCACAACUGGAUACCCUGUUCAAUAGGGCCUACAGAAACAGUAUCAAAGAUGCUCAGUCUAAGGUCCUGAGAGCCACAUCUUUUAGGCGUAUCACCCCCCCCUUUGGGAUCAAGCCCAAGAAGACUGUUCAGAGGCCAGCCUCAGCCCAGACUGGAUUAAGGACCACCACAACAUCCCCUCAUACCCCCAAGGAGAGGCACAGCGUCACUCCCACAGAGACGAGCAUCACCAUUGUGCGCUACACCCACAAAGAGAACCAUGCUGGGCGUCAGCCCCUGUCCCGUAUUGGAGGCAGAAAGCGGUUGACAGCUGAGCAGAAGAGAUCCUACUCUGAGCCAGAGAAAAUGAAUGAAGUGGGUGUCUCAGACAGUGAGUCCUUGCCGUUUUCCCUCCAGAAAAAAUGCCUUCGUUUCAUCUUCCCAAAAAAUACAGUGGCUGAUCGAUGCAAAAUUUUUGAGAGAGAGAAUAAGGUUAGCUCCACCAUAAACCUCUCCAGACCAGAGCUCAAACAGCUCCAACAGAAUGCUCUGGUGGAAUACAUUGAACGCAAGACUGGGAAGCGGACUUCUUCUCAGGAUGUGGGACUCCUGAGAGAGCACUCGCAAAGCUUAUUCCUUCAGGCUGGUGGCCCAGACAGCCAGAGCCUCUCCUCUGCAUCCAGCAUGAAUUCCCUCCAGGAUCAGAGCCUUUAUCACCAGAGGGAGUCACUUGAGGGGGUCUCUAGAAUUGGCCAGGUUUCUGCCACCCUUCCUCCUGGGCUUAUGGGUUGUUUUGAUCUGAACGGGUUUGAGCAAAAGAAGGGGCCCUAUAAGAGCAGCAGCAGUUCCUUUCCAAGGCAGUUUCAAAGGGACAGAUCCCGAGAUUACAGAGGGAAAACAGAGCUCAGCAAAGGCACCCAGACAGACCAGCAAGAUAUACACAGCUCACCCCGCUAUGUGAAGCAGGAGCGGGACUUUGAAAUGCCCUCACCAGCCAUGAAAUCUGGGAAAUCUGUGUCUGCAGAAGACUUGCUCAGUAGGUCUGAUAACCACACCGUUGCUGUGCAUGUGCGCUCCAGGUCUUCUCCCACGGCAGAUAAGAAACAACAGGACUUUCUGGUAUGGGAAAGCAGUGAAUUUGGCCAUGAGGUGGAAGAUCCUCUCUAUGUGGUCAGUGCAGGAGCCAGGUCAUCAAGCAAUAAAGAAAGAAGCCAUCUGGAAAAGCCAACAUUCACACGUUAUUACACCCACCCACCCCACGACAAUGAGGUCAUCACCAAUUCAUCUGCUCUGGCUGAGACCCACAAGGCUGAAGAACUCUCUAGGCAUGCUAGUCAGGCUUCAGCAUUUGUCUUCUCACCAACAGAAGCAAAGAGUCACGUUUCUGAGCAAAAGGUGGCUCCUAGAUCCUUGCUCCUUAACUUUACUCCAAUUGAAUCUAGUCAUUCCUCAUUCAACAAUGCUCGUUCCACCCAGACUCCCUCAGACCUGAAGUCUUCUGGAGACUGCCAGGCACUGAGAUGGCAUGCCAAACCAGAGGCUGUUUUCUCAGAGGGAAGUGAUGAUCUUCAGUCACAGCUCCUGGACAUUGAGACUAGCUCCCCUGAGAGCUCAGCAGAAGAAGGGAUGUGGAGAGAGAAGGCCGUGCUGGUUCAGAGAUCCGUCCCAUCAAACGUUCAGUGGGCUCAUUCAGUCGGAGAUAGCAGCUUUUCAAAGGAUUCUGCCUCUUCUCAAGUUUCUGGGCAGAAGUUCUUUCAGAGAUGGCAGAGCCUACCAACCCAAAGCAGCACUUCCAGUCCCAAGACUCCUCCUCCCCAUGCGAACAUCUCUCUACGGAUCUCUGAGUCAUGCCUUCAGCUUGCUCUGCCACCAGUGCAGCAGGAAGAUGACAAUGAUGAGGUGUUUAUCAAGGAAUCAGAGCUUGGUGUUGCAGGGGCCACAGUUAAAUGCUUCCCCACUCCACUGCCACCACCUCUUCUUCCUGAGCCAAACCCCAAUGUUUCUGCAAGGAGCUGGGAGGAAUUGCCACCUCCUCCUCUUCCGUCAGCUUCAUUUGAGGCAGGUGGAGAAGAAGGAAGCACAACCACAAGGACUGCAGAGGAGGCCAAAAUGAGUAACUUUUGCAGGUUUCCCAAGAGUCUGGCUGAGAAGAGGAAGCCAGGGAUGAGCACCAUUUUCAGUGAAAACAGCUGGACUUCAUCACCUGUUGGAAACAUUGGGUCUAAGAGAACUGGCUCUUCACCUGCCUUGAACACUCAACACCAGUCACCUGCCACUCAUGGAGGAUUUCUAAACUCUGAUAAGCAGCCUACAGCGCAACUCAAAGGCAACCUGAAGGAGCCAGCUAUCUUGAGUACAGAUGUGGAAAAUGGUGGCUUUAGUGGUGGGAUACACAGCUCAGCUGGUCAAGUAAAGAUGGAGAAGACCCCAGAGGAUAUUAAAUCAGAGGCGCUAGCCAAAGAGAUCGUCAACAAGGAUAAGUCAUUGGCUGAUAUCUUGGAUCCAGACUCCAAAAUGAAGACAACCAUGGAUCUAAUGGAAGGGAUUUUUCCCAGUGCAACCAGAUUGCUAAAAGAGAACAAUAUGCAAAGAAAAGUGAUGCAAAAGCAAGCCAGCCAGAUGGUGUCUGAGGAGGACAGGAAAGAAGAAAAGGAACCUGCUGUAACAAUGGUCACCUGUCCUGCCUACUACAGUGUGUCAGCAUCCAAGGCAGAGCUGCUGAAUAAAAUCAAAGACUUGCCAGCAGAUGCAGAUGAGGAAAAGGAACAGCUGGAAAUUAAUGAGAAGAAGGCUGAGCUCAUUGGGAGCUUGUCCCACAAGCUGGAGAUCUUGAAGAAUGCUAAGGAGAGCCUGCUAGCAGACACUAAGAUGAAUAAUAUGCUGGGAGAGGAAGUGGAGCUGUUGAUCAGCAACCUAUGCAAGCCCAAUGAGUUUGACAAAUACAAGAUGUUCAUAGGAGACCUGGAUAAGGUGGUGAACCUACUGCUUUCCCUCUCGGGAAGGCUGGCUCGUGUAGAGAACAUCCUGAGCAGCCUAGAUGAAGAUGGCAAUACUGAGGAAUGGAGCUCUCUGAAUGAAAAGAAGAAGCUGCUGGCUGGCCAGCGUGAGGACGCCCGAGAGCUGAAGGAAAACCUAGACCGGCGAGAACGUGUGGUCUUGGAAAUCCUGGGCAAUUACCUCUCCGAGGAGCAGCUUGAGGACUAUCAACACUUUGUGAAGAUGAAGUCUGCGCUUCUCAUAAAGCAACGGGAGCUGGAUGACAAAAUCAAACUGGGUCAGGAGCAGCUCAGGUGCCUGAUGGAAAGCCUUCCUACAAACUUUAUCCCCAAGGACACAAGAGCAGCAGCAGUCCUAGCUUCAGCAGUCACUAUACCCACAGGGUAUACCCACAGGGGUCAUCUAUAGUAUACCUCUACCAUCAACUUCUUCACUUUAACCUUUCCCAGGCAAGCCUGGGGUAAACCCCUUCUACUUGAGUUUAUUUAAUCAGUCUACUUUACAGAUGGCUCUCAAUAAUUAAAACAAAUGGCUAUAGGUUUAAAAGAAUUUAAGGAAGGAUUUUUUUUUUCAUUUUUCUUCUUCUGCUACCACCCUCAAAGACCAGUUUGAACAUUUAAAUCAGCCUGGCUCACAAUAGAAGGAAAAGAACAAUUCCUCUUACUUCAAGGUAUAAGGAAGAGACAUUUGUUUUUAAGUGGGCUAGCUCAUCAUGAACCAACACACUGUCUUCCAUAACAUGGCAUGGUCCUCUCUGCUGCAACCACCCCACAGUUAGAGUGAGGCACCAUCAUUAAAUAAGGAAGGAUCUGAAAGUAGGAAGCCUUAAAAAAUAAAAAUACCCACCCAUACUCCUGAACAUUAUUGAUAUUUAUAUUUUUUUUAAAAAGACAGAAUGUGUAAGCUUUUGUACAUAUUCUAAUCAAUUGCUUGAUUCAGUUGUGUUCUGUACCUAGAAAACACAUUUAAUUUUGUAUACUGUGAAAAAGUUAGCAAGACUGAACCCCAAAGAUAGUCACACACUAGCUUGGAACAUCUUUUUAUGGUGUUUUUAAAAUACAAUAAAGGGCUGCCAGAAAAAAUUUCAAUCUGUCUCAACCUGUGCUAAUGUAAGUGUCCUUGCAAAGGAGACUUUGGCCAACAAGAGUAAAAUCUAUCCUCUCCCAGAUGCUGGGACACAAUGUAUCCCAAACUUAAACAAGCUCUUGUGUGAACCAGGCAACUCAGGCAUCAAAGUUCAGAUAAAGUUAAGAUUCUCUUUUGGUUCUAGACUCACUAUUUUUUAACUAAUCAAAGGCAUGAUCAAUGCUUAUGAUACAAUCUGAAGGUUCUGUAGUGAGAUGUGUGAGGGAGUCUUUAAAGGACAUUAUCUGUACAUUACUUUUUCUAAAGAGUUGAAGGACAUUCCAGGAUUUUUUUUAAAUAUAGGGAUACUUUGUUUGUCCAAACCCACCUUAUCUGAAACCCCUCAUUGCCUUUAAAUGUGUAACGUUAACCAAUCUGCAUUAAAGUCCUCUGCCUACUCAAAAAAGUUCAUUUCUCCAUAAAAAUAUAGUGUCCCUUGUCCUGGUUAAAUAAAUAAGGUUUUGCUGUUUUAUUGUGGGUCUGAA
Messenger RNA from Gavialis gangeticus (Gharial), 7351 nucleotides. RefSeq names its product shroom family member 3 (gene SHROOM3). Gene Ontology annotation, cellular component: apical plasma membrane; adherens junction; apical junction complex. The record is from RefSeq and is a predicted model, not a curated record. The transcript has 9 exons. Gene Ontology annotation, molecular function: actin filament binding. Gene Ontology annotation, biological process: actin filament organization. The coding region runs from base 501 to 6149 and encodes 1882 amino acids. Lineage: Eukaryota; Metazoa; Chordata; Crocodylia; Gavialidae.